Messenger RNA from Geodia barretti, 2575 nucleotides. The record is from the annotation of a GenBank genome assembly. Lineage: Eukaryota; Metazoa; Porifera; Demospongiae; Tetractinellida; Geodiidae.
GCUCUCUGAGUAUUUCAAAAUUUCUUUUACUAUACAUUUCGCUAAAAUAGAUAGAAAUUUACGGUAUGAAUCUCAUGUGAUAGGCACAUGACAUAAUAAACGAACAGCGAACGGAUCCGGAUACACAGAGCAGUUGAGAGCCGCUUUCUCCUACGCACCUCUCCGUUCUUCCAAAGAUCCUCUCUACCCAGGAGGAGACUUCAGAGAUGUCGGGGUCGGCCAUGGAGAAAGCCAUUGAGCUGGUGAAGAAGGCGACAGAUGCAGAUCAGGAACAGAAGUACGAGGAAGCUCUUCCACUCUACGAGCACGCCAUCGACUAUUUCCUACAUGCCCUCAAAUACGAGGCACAUGGGGAAAGGUCAAAGGACAGUAUACGGUCAAAGUGCACACAGUACCUCGAGAGAGCGGAGCAGUUGAAGAAGUAUGUGAACAAGAAGAGCAAGAAGGUCCAUGGCAGUAGUGGUGGGACCGCUCACAAGGAGACCAAGAAGGGGGACAAGAAAGGAGGCGAUGAUAGCGACAGUGAUGAAGCAGAUGCUGAGAAAACCAAACUCAAGUCUCAACUGGAAGGUCAGUGAAUAUUCUCAAGUACAUGCAUGCACAGAGCUGACACUAGAGAAAUGGUAUUUGGACUCAUGGUAAUAUACAAUAUACAAUGCCCAAAUUUUCGCAAGUUCUGGACAAAUUUCAUUACACAGCGUCAGAGGGAGAGAAGUUUAUGAACUGUAAUUAUGCAUCUUUUCAUUCCAUCCCGCCCACAGAAUUGUGGGGAGCGAUAGUGGCAGAGAAGCCCAAUGUCCGCUGGGACGACAUCGCCGGUCUCAACGUUUGCAAGGACGCACUUAAAGAGACGGUCAUAAUGCCGGUCAAGUUCCCUCACCUGUUCACGGGGAAGAGAAAGCCCUGGAGAGGCAUCCUUCUCUAUGGGCCUCCAGGCACGGGGAAGUCCUAUCUAGCCAAGGCAGUCGCGACGGAGGCCGACUCCACCUUCUUCUCCAUCUCCUCCUCUGACCUCGUCUCCAAGUGGCUCGGGGAGAGCGAGAGACUCGUGAAGAAUCUCUUUGAGUUGGCGCGGACCAACAAACCAGCCAUCAUCUUCAUCGACGAAGUUGACUCCCUCUGCAGUUCGCGGUCGGACUCAGAAAACGACGCCACUCGCCGCAUCAAGACAGAGUUCCUGGUCCAGAUGCAGGGGGUCGGGGUGGACAACGACGGAAUCCUCGUUCUGGGGGCCACAAAUAUCCCCUGGGGGCUCGACGCCGCCAUCCGACGUCGCUUCGAGAAACGCAUCUACAUCCCGCUCCCCGAGGAGUCACCACGACGACGCAUAUUCGAGAUACACAUAGGCAACACGGCGCACGCUCUGACACCAAAUGACUUCACGCAGCUGGCCCGGCGUACCGACGGCUACUCUGGUGCAGACAUUGGUAUCGUAGUCCGAGACGCUCUAAUGAUGCCAAUACGGAAGGUCCAAACUGCCACCCACUUCAAGCAGGUGACCGGCCAAAACCCCCAGAACCCCGAAGAGAUAGUAAACGACCUUUGGACUCCGUGCGGUCCUCGCGAACCCGGAGCGACCGAGCUGAACUGGAUGUCCAUACAAAGCGACAAGCUAAAGGAGCCUGCGCUCACCAUCUCAGAUUUUCUCAAGGCGCUACAAAACAACCGCCCCACGGUAAAUUCGGACGAUUUGAAACGGUUUGAAGACUUCACGAGUGACUUUGGACAGGAGGGAUAGCUAUGGUUGUGUAUGUGCACUGCCUCCCACUAUCCCUCUGUCUAUCUAGGUCAAUGUGUUGUAUACUUAAUAAUAUAAUCCCGAGUGGUUGUGCCAGAAUGCAUGAUUCUGUGAGGGAAACUAAAAUUGUAGUGUUGUCGUUUACCUUUUGUGUGUGUUUGUAUGUCACAAUGUUUCCAUUUCUCUUUCUGAAUCUUUAUACUGAUGUUAAUCAUUGUAUUACUGUAUACAUACAUGUACAAUUAUUCUCAAGAACAUUAUUUUUAACAAAACAGUCUCUCUCUGGUGCGUUACUAGUCAGCAAACUCACAGUUUUGCACAUAAAAAGUAAGAGGUUCAAAAAAAUCCAGCAGUGCAGGGGAAAUUGGGGGAACAAGGUGCUACAGUACACAGCCACAUUGACUAUAAUGUUGUAACGUCAGCCGUAGAACGAAAAAUCAUCGGCCUUUCAUCCCACAUGCAUUCAGAGCCUCAUUCAGUCCAGCAGAGAAUGUGUCCACCCCUCCAGACACAAGACCUUGGAACUCCUUUGAAGCUUUGCCAAAGGUGUUGGCGUCUUCCAUUCUGCGAUGAAGGAACUUCCACGUCUCCUGGAAGUCGACCGAAGUGUCCUGCACCAUGAAGACCUCUGUCGGGCACACAAGCAGACAGGGGGAUAAGAUUGUGAAGCUAUUACGUAACUAUUUCAAAACAGUGUCAACAGUCAACCAUUGCAAUAUGAGUGUGCAGGUACACCUCCAUUGCUGAAUUGCGGAUUAUGUAAUCGAGGCAUUAUGCAUGUGUUUGAAGUUUUGGCCAGCCAGUGGCGUGCUGCGCAGCAACCAACUCCCUACAUAG